Molecule: messenger RNA, 3603 nt
Organism: Maylandia zebra (zebra mbuna)
Lineage: Eukaryota; Metazoa; Chordata; Actinopteri; Cichliformes; Cichlidae
Product: PAN2-PAN3 deadenylation complex catalytic subunit PAN2-like
Biological process (GO): mRNA processing; nuclear-transcribed mRNA poly(A) tail shortening
Cellular component (GO): P-body; PAN complex
Molecular function (GO): protein binding; nucleic acid binding; poly(A)-specific ribonuclease activity
Source: RefSeq, a predicted model, not a curated record
AUGUGUAACAUAACUGUCGUCCGACAUGCAGCAGAUUUGUUGGAGAAGCUCAGAAGAAUCAAACUCAACAUCUGGUGCAUCUCGGACACCAAGGAAUUUGGUGCUUUUGACGACAUGUUGACGACGGCUGUUAAUCAAGAAGUUCCAGUUCCUCUGCAGGCUGAUUUAGCUGAACUCAAGAAGAUUUUUGAAGCUCUCAGCACAAGAUUAGGUGAAUACUGGGCCAACCAUCACAGGACUAUGAACUCUCCUCACUGGACUCCUCACUGCUCUCCUCGGUGGACUCCUGGGGGACUGGAACCCUCCAUGAACUCAUAUCUGAAUCCAAACCUCCACCAAGACGUGGGAGUGUACACACAGGAGCUGGCUGUGACCGUUCCUAAACCUGUGCACGUAAGGAAGGGGAUUUUUUCUGAGCUGCACAGUAAAGUUUCAGAAGCUGGCAUCCCCGUCACUGCAACACAUUUUGACCAGCAGCAGGAAAUGCUCUGGAUGGGAAACUACACGGGUCAUGUAAAAUCCUUCCUUGGACCUACGAUGGCACACUAUUCUUCUUUCCAAGUGCACGCAACUGAUGCCAUCAGACACAUACAGAGUUUGGAAACAGGCGUGCUGUUCCUUUCUGAGUGCAACCUCAGAUGUUACACUCGUGGAGGCCUCGUCAUGUUUGAUUAUCGGAUGGAGAAAGGAGCUGAUAUGCACAGUCUCCUCAUGACUGAUAACAUGCUGCUCAUGGGGGGAUUACAAAACUAUGUGGUUGAAAUUGACAUGAACACACUUCAAGAAACUCAAAAAUUCACAGUGGAGGCACCUGGAGUGACACUAAUGCGUCAGACCAAUCAUUUCUUCGUCUUUGGGCACCCUUCUGGCAAAGUGACCCUUCGAGACUUACGCACAUUUAGGACACAAAAGUUUGACGCAUUUCCUGGCGGCCUGUCAGACUUUGAUGUUCACGGAAACCUUUUGGCUGUGAGUGGGUUCUCCAGCCGAGGGCUGAAUGAACGUUUCCUGAUGGUGUAUGACCUCCGCAUGAUGCGAGCUGCAACCCCCCUUUGGGUGCAUGUGGAUCCAUUCUUUGUGCGCUUCCUUCCUACCUACACGUCACGGCUCGCAAUCAUCUCACAGACAGGUGAGUGUCAGUUCUGUGAGCCCACUGGCCUCGCCAACAUGGCGGAUAUUUUCCACGUCAACACAAACGGCCACUGUCUCACAAGUUUUGAGGUCUCAUCCAGCAAACAAGCCUUAGCCUUUGGAGAUUCGGGGGGAUGUGUGCGUCUCUGGUCCGAUACUCGGGACGUUAUGUUUAACGUCUACUCCAGAGAGCCCUGCGUUGUAGAUGCACAGCCUCAGCUGGCCUGGAAUCAUAACCUGCAGCCCUGCUCUCCCAUCCCCACUGCCCAGGCUACACCCAGCUCAAGGUGGGCUCCUGGGAUGGACCCAGAAAUCCCACAAACUAUUGAAACUGUUGGCUUCAACAGUUAUGUGGAAAAUCCUUCUGCCUGCCCCUGUAACCAGGUCCCUGCAAAUAAAGAAGGGUCACCUGUUUAUUACAACCACAUCCCUGAAUCUCCAACAGAGAGUGAUGAAGAGCCGCUCCUUCACAUUGUUCCCGAAAAGUACAGAAAGGUGACAAUUAAAUACUCUAAACGUGGACGGGAAGAUUUUGACUUCAAACAUUACAACAGGACGUUGUUUGCUGGCCUGGAGCCGCAGAUUCCCAACGCCUACUGUAACUGCAUGAUCCAGGUGUUAUACUUCCUGGAGCCAGUUCGCUGCCUUGUUCAGAAUCAUUUGUGCCACAAGGAGUUUUGUUUGGCUUGUGAACUCGGCUUCCUCUUCCACAUGUUGGAUUUGUCACAAGGAGAUCCAUGUCAGGCCAGCAACUUCCUCAGAGCACUUCGAAACGUCCCUGAAGCCAAAGAGAUGGGCCUGAUCCUCUCAAACUAUGAGGAGACGACAGGAACAGUCAAGCUAGGUCGCUUAAUCCAGAGAUGGAAUCACUUCAUCCUCUACCAGCUCUUCCAGGAGACACAGGAGCAGGAGGAUCCACGGGCCUACAGGACGACCAGGAGCAGUUCUCUGGGCUCCUCUGGCGACUCUGUCAUUAGAGAGCUGUUUUGUUCUGAAGUUGAGAACCGCAGCCCGUGUCUCUGUGGCAUAGAAACAGUCUACUCCUCCCUCAUGUUGCUGUUCAACAUGCAUUACCCCAACUCUCAAGGAGAAAGAAUAAAGGAGCACGACUUUGCUGAGAUCCUGAAGAAAAGCAUCUGCCUGCAGCAGAGAUCUCACACAUGGUGUGGAAACUGUGACAAGUAUCAGCCCACAGUGCAGACACGCAACAUUCGACGUCUCCCAGAUGUUUUGGUGAUAAACUGUGAGGUGAACAGCAGCAAAGAGGCUGAAUUCUGGAAGGUUCAGGCCGAGUACGCCUUCAACAAAUCCAUGCAGAAGACAGAUCAGGAUCAGCGUCACGUGUGGAUCCCCGCCACUCUCAAGAUGUCCCUCAGCAAAAGUCAGAGACUGGAGAUCAGCAGCUGGCCUGAGGGCGAGGAGUUAAGUGCUGCUGAACAGGCGGAGGGAGCUUCUCUGUAUGACUUGGUGGCCACGGUGCCGCACAUCCUGGACACUGGCGCGGGUGGUAAUCUGGUCGCACACAUCAAAGUGGGUGAGACCUACCAUCAAAGAAAAGAGGGAGUCUCUCGCCAGCAGUGGUACCUCUUCAAUGACUUCCUCAUUGAGCCGAUUGAGCAGACUGAGGCUGCACAGUUUGAUGUGAGCUGGAAAGUGCCAGCCAUCCUGUGUUACGCCAAGAGAAACUACCACACCAAAUACGACCUCCGCAGUGAGUGUCAGCACAAUCAGUCUGAAGUCAAAUCCGACUUAUAUCGGACUCAGAAGCAGAGCAAGACAGACGCCACUUUCAUCCCACUCACAGUCAGUGAGAUGCCGCAGGCUGGUGACCUGGUGGGGCUGGACGCUGAGUUUGUAAAGCUCAGUGAGGAGGAAGCAGUGCUGCAUAGCGACGGCACCAAAUCGACCAUCACGCCCAGUCAGAUGUCUGUGGCCAGGAUCACCUGUGUGAGGGGUCAGGGACCCAACGAGGGGGUCCCCUUCAUCGAUGACUACAUCUCCACUCAGGAGCAGGUGGUCGACUAUUUGACAAAAUACUCUGGAAUCGAACCUGGAGACCUGGAUGCCACAGUAUCCUCUAAGCACGUGACCACGCUGAAGUCGACCUACCUGAAGCUACGCUUCCUCAUCAAUGCAGGAGUUCGCUUCGUCGGCCACGGCCUGCAGAAUGACUUUCGUGUCAUUAAUUUAGUGGUUCCCAAAGAUCAAGUUAUCGACACCGUCGACCUCUUCCGAUUGCCCUACAAGAGGAUGAUUUCUCUGAAAUUCCUUGCUUGGUAUUUUCUUGGCCUCAACAUCCAGGGAGAAACCCACGACAGCACGGAGGACUCAUGCACGGCCCUGAAGCUUUACAGGAAGUACCUGGAGCUGUAUCAGGAAGGAGGGAAUCAUUACGUGACGAAAGUGCUCUACGAAGUCUACGACAAAGGCUUCCAGUUGAACUGGAAAGUCCCAGAUUCGGACAUGAGAUAG